Messenger RNA from Podospora anserina S mat+, 861 nucleotides. RefSeq lists its product as uncharacterized. NCBI's taxonomy places the organism in Eukaryota, Fungi, Ascomycota, Sordariomycetes, Sordariales, Podosporaceae. Bases 1 to 861 code for a protein of 286 amino acids. The record is from RefSeq and is a predicted model, not a curated record. The transcript is spliced from 3 exons.
AUGAGUUCACCAGCACAAGGGGGACCGUCGAUCCCAAAGGAGAAGGACAAGAAGGGGCUUGGAAAGUCUCUGGCGGCCAAGAAGCCCGAUGAUCCCAAUGCCAUCAGGGUUCCUAGGUCUCAGCUCUUUGCUGAGAGGGCGAAGAAGCUCGGCGAGCUGUAUGGUUUGGAGCUGAAGCCCAGCGAAUGGCACUCGACUGAAGGACACGCCCUGCGUGUCGAGAAGCCGAUCAAGAUGCGCGUGCACAGGAGAUGCCAUCUGUGCAACACCUCUUUCGGACUCGGAAAGGAAUGCCCCAAGUGCAAGCACCCUCGCUGCAAGACUUGCCCACGCGUUCCUCCCAAGAGGACCGAGGCCGAGAGGGAGGAAAGCCGCAAGAAGCGCGCGGCUCUCAUCAAGGAGCGCGAGGCGAACGCCCCCAUCAUCCCCGAUUGGGACACGACAGCUAAGAAGGUCGUUCUCAAGAGACCUGCGAAGACGGGAGGACAGGAUCGCAUCUACCAGAAGCAGAGGCAGCGCAUCAGGAGAACCUGCUGUCAAUGCCAGAAACUGAUCCCUGGCGGUACCAAGACGUGCGAGUGUUGCCAACACACUCGCUGUACCGAUUGCCCUCGUGACCCAGCCAAAAAGGACAAAUAUCCGUUUGGUUACCCAGGUGACGCCCCUGGUACCAAGGUCGGUCAUUACACGUGCCUGGACUGCAAGCACAACUUUUCUGAAGAGCCUUCGGACGACAAAGUUUGUCCCAAGUGUUCAUGCAGAAAAACGGAGCGCUUGACACCGCGGAAGGUCCAACCAGAACCAGAUCCAGAGGUGGUUAAAAGCCUGGCGGCCAGACUGGAGAACAUUGGGAUCUCUUGA